CCUACUGCCCCUCGUUCAGGUACUUGUUAUGUUGGCGAAGACCAUUUAUCGUUAACGGGAAACUGAAGGAGUCUCCUUCCGAAAAAAACAAUUACAACCCAUUGCCUAGAGACGUAAGUUCUAUUACCUGCUGUGUUAAUGUGGACAUGGGGAGCGGUAAUUGCCAUUCUCUAGAAAUACCACCAGGAAAAGGACCGCACAAUGUAGGAUGCACCGACCUUAUGAUGGACCACACAAUUCAGGGAUCCUUCCUUCGUAUUUAUUAUCCUUGUGAAACAUCAGUAAGUCAUGAACAGCCAGCAUGGAUUCCAAGCAAAGAGUAUUUUUCAGGGCUUGCAGAUUUCAUGAAAAUUGGUAGAACGUUAGGUUAUUGGAGUAUUGAUUACCUAUUUGGUUCUUAUAAGAUUCCUGCUGAGUGGAAUGCACCUUUUAAGACAGGAAACAAGUACCCACUAAUUAUUUUCUCUCAUGGAUUGGGAGCAUUCAGAACCCUGUAUUCUGCCAUCUGUAUAGAAAUUGCUUCUCGGGGAUUCAUAGUUGCUGCGGUGGAACACAGAGAUGAAUCUGCUUCAGCCACAUACUAUUAUAAAGAAAAAACAACAAAGAACAAACAGGUUGUAGUUCCAAACUCAAGUCAUGUUUCAGCAGAUCUCGAAGCGAAUUGGCUCUAUUACAGAUCUCUGAAACAAGGGGAACUUGAAUUUCCACUUAGAAACAAUCAGGUGCAACAGAGAGCAAAUGAAUGUAUAAAAGCUUUACAUCUGCUCACUGACAUCAACAAAGGAAGCAUUGUGUUAAAUGCCCUAAAGCUGCAUUUUGAUUGGACCAAAUUAAAGGGUUCUAUUGAUAUCUGCAGAACAGCAAUCAUGGGACAUUCAUUUGGAGGAGCUACGGUCAUUCAAUCUCUCAGCAAGGAGCCAGUGUUUAAAUGUGGUAUUGCUUUAGACUCAUGGAUGUUACCCCUGGAUGAUGAUGUGUACUCUAAAGUUAAUCAGCCCAUUCUUUUUAUUAACUCUGAAAAAUUUCAGUGGGUUGGAAAUAUCUUAAAAAUGAAAAAGCUGGAUUCAGAACGCAUAGACCGAAAAAUGAUUACAAUCAAGGGAACAGUGCAUCAGAGUUUCCCCGAUUUUACAUUCUUAACAGGCAAUUGGAUUGGAAAGCUUUUCAAAUUAAAGGGAGACAUCGACCCCAUCACAGCCAUGAAUCUCUGCAAUAGAGCAUCACUUGCAUUUCUUCAAAGACACUUAGAUCUUCACAAUGACUUUGACCAGUGGGAUUCACUUAUUGAUGGGAAAGAUGAAAACCUUAUUCCAGGCACCAAUAUUCAGCUCCCUCCAGAGCACAAUACAACAGCACAAGACUACAGUGUCAACAAAUAAUCACAAUCUUUCAGUUAGCCAAGCAGCACAAUUGUGAUUUUUUUUUUAAUAAUGUUUUUAAAAUGUGAAAUCUUUUGUGUAAAUAAGAUGGAAUCUAAAUUUGUCAUUCACAAAAAACUAAAUACAUACAGGAAACAGUUUGGUCCAGCAAUUACCCAGUGACAUGAUGGAAGCUCUAGGUCUGAAUUUUAAUAUAUAUGUAUAGAAACAAGGCAUAGAUCAGAACAGUGCUGGUAGCUUUCUGCAUUAAGUUAAAUUGGUAUUGUUAAUUUCCUCAGCAACACAAUGCAUCAAAGUCUGACAAGAAGCUAAGCAAAGCUUAGUAUUUGGAUUUUCUUAAUUUAUUUGUUGCACCUGCUAUUUGCUACCUAAGCCUAAUACGCAAUUCUAAAUACAUAAACGUGUACUAAAGUAGACUUGUAACAAUACAUCCAAAAAUAGCACACUAAAAAAGAAAGGAUUACACCCAAACCUACAGUCCAUCUGUACACUGCUUAAAAAUGAGACCCUUCUCUGGUUCAUACUGCACAGUUGUGAACCUCAAAUGAUGGCUGAUUUCUGAAAGUGCAUUGAACUAUUUGAUUUUAUUUUUAAUCAUUUAGCAUUAGUCAAGCCAUAAUAAAUAACUGAUUUGACUUAA
Messenger RNA from Erpetoichthys calabaricus (reedfish), 2019 nucleotides. RefSeq names its product phospholipase A2, group VII (platelet-activating factor acetylhydrolase, plasma) (gene pla2g7). NCBI's taxonomy places the organism in Eukaryota, Metazoa, Chordata, Cladistia, Polypteriformes, Polypteridae. Gene Ontology annotation, molecular function: 1-alkyl-2-acetylglycerophosphocholine esterase activity. The record is from RefSeq and is a predicted model, not a curated record. The coding region runs from base 147 to 1379 and encodes 410 amino acids. The transcript is spliced from 11 exons.